AUGAAAGAUGACCCUAGUCCUUCCGGAAUCCGCCACCUUGACAUUCUGCGUCGCGUCGCCAAGGGUCAUGUUGCUUGUAUAGGCAACAACCAUAUCGUCCCGGUCCUUCAAGAAUUGACUAACGACGAACACGGGCUCACGUUCAUUGUACAACCGAAACUUUUCGAUAUUGAUGAGUUUCCUACAUGGUAUACGGCGCGUGAGGCAGCUGAUUUCGUCGUGCAGAUCUUAGAGGGUCUCGACUUCUGCCACAGGCGUCUCAUUGCUCAUCUCGAUAUAGGCUAUGGCAACAUUCUGAGCAACUUCCGCGGUGGAGCAAAAUUUCCAGUCGACUACACUCGAGGAGAUCCCUAUCCGUUUCGCUCCCAUUUUCCUGUCCGGUACUACCUCAAUGACUUCGAGAUCGGGCUCUCGUUCGAUGAAAACUCUGAUCCAUUCUCCAGAUUGAUCACGGGAAUUCCGUGGACUGCCUCAGGUAGGGAAGGGACAUACGGACGGCCUAUAGCUCCAGAGAUGACAAAACCCGAUGUGCCGUAUUGCCCUUUCCGUGCGGAUGUGUGGCAGCUUGGAACCCUGAUGAAGUCAGAGGAUUGUGAAUUCGAGAACGUAGGCGGGUUGCCCGAGUAUCAGAGUCUGCUGGAUGAGAUGGUCGCUGAGGACCCACUUGCCCGUCCUAUAAUGAGCGAGGCCCUGCGUAGAGCACGUGAGCUAAGAUUGACUCUUCCUGAAGAUCUUUGA
Stereum hirsutum FP-91666 SS1 is the source of this 738-nucleotide messenger RNA. RefSeq lists its product as uncharacterized. Lineage: Eukaryota; Fungi; Basidiomycota; Agaricomycetes; Russulales; Stereaceae. Gene Ontology annotation, biological process: protein phosphorylation. The record is from RefSeq and is a predicted model, not a curated record. Gene Ontology annotation, molecular function: ATP binding; protein kinase activity. The transcript is spliced from 4 exons. Bases 1 to 738 code for a protein of 245 amino acids.